This is a messenger RNA of Anopheles arabiensis, 1362 nucleotides long. Its product is annotated as pyruvate dehydrogenase E1 component subunit alpha, mitochondrial-like. Gene Ontology annotation, biological process: pyruvate decarboxylation to acetyl-CoA. Gene Ontology annotation, cellular component: intracellular membrane-bounded organelle. NCBI's taxonomy places the organism in Eukaryota, Metazoa, Arthropoda, Insecta, Diptera, Culicidae. Bases 86 to 1279 code for a protein of 397 amino acids. Gene Ontology annotation, molecular function: pyruvate dehydrogenase (acetyl-transferring) activity. The record is from RefSeq and is a predicted model, not a curated record. The transcript is spliced from 6 exons.
UACCGCGACAACGACGAGCCGAACAGUAGUGUUGCAACGGUUGCACUGAUCCGAUCACUUUACACACAUUUUUAUCCGCCGCAGAAUGAUCAAAACAGGACUGGGAUCGCUAGUACCGAGGAUCCUGCGGCAACAGACGGCAGUGGUCCCUGGCACGCUAGUGUCGGUGAAAAAUUAUGCAACCGAGGCAACGUUCGAGACAAAGCCCUUCAAACUGCACAACCUGAAGGAAGGGCCCCCGACCACCGGCAAGGUGACGAAAGAUGAAGCGGUCAAGUACUAUCGGCAGAUGCAAACGAUCCGGCGGCUGGAAACGUCGGCCGGCAACCUGUACAAGGAGAAGCUGGUGCGCGGGUUCUGCCAUCUGUACUCGGGGCAGGAGGCGUGCGCCGUCGGCAUGAAGGGUGCGAUGCGCCCCCAGGACAACAUCAUCUCCGCCUACCGGGUGCACGGCUGGACGUACCUGAUGGGCGUCUCGCCGCAGGGCGUGCUGUGCGAGUUGGCCGGCAAGCAGGGUGGCUGUGCGCGGGGCAAGGGCGGUUCGAUGCACAUGUACGCGCCGAACUUUUACGGCGGCAACGGGAUCGUGGGGGCCCAGGUCCCGCUCGGUGCCGGUGUUGCGCUGGCCUGCAAGUACAAGGGAAACGAGGGCGUCUGUCUGGCGCUGUACGGUGACGGUGCGGCCAACCAGGGCCAGAUCUUCGAGGCGUACAACAUGGCCCAUCUGUGGAAGCUGCCGUGCAUCUUUGUGUGCGAAAACAAUGGCUACGGUAUGGGAACGAGUGCCGAGCGUGGUUCUUGCAACGUAAACUACUAUCAACGCGGCGACGUGCUGCCGGGCAUCUGGGUGGACGGUAUGGAUGUGGUUGCGGUCCGGCUGGCCACCGAGUUUGCCAUCAACCAUGUGCUGAACGUGGGUCCGGUUGUGAUGGAGGUGUAUACUUACCGCUACUCCGGCCACUCCAUGUCCGAUCCGGGCACGAGCUAUCGUACGCGCGAGGAGGUACAAGAGGUGCGCCAGACGCGUGAUCCCAUCUCUUCGUUUAAGGAUAAGAUUCUCGCCGCCGGUUUAGUGACGGCAGAUGAGUUAAAGGCCAUGGACAAUCAGAUUAAGAAGGAGGUGGACGAGGCGACCAAGCAAGCUAAGGCAGAUGCCGAAAUUGGCCUGCCGGAACUUUCAACCGACGUGUACAGCCAAAACCAGGAGGGACCAAUCCGCGGUUGUAAUCCCGGGUCGUGGCUUAAGCACGGCACACUGAACCGUGCCGUUAACCUGUAAUGCGCCUGCAGCGCCUUACACCAUUCAUCAAGUGACCUUUGACGUGGAAAACCAACCAAAUACAGAUUAGUCUUACACUUUUA